UCCUCGCGAUGUUGCGCCAGUGGGGUUAGAAGAGUGAUAGCUUUAGAAAGCUCGAUAGCGUAACUAUUUAUGUUGAUGAUGGUAGGCUACUGUAUACAUCUUGGGAACCCUGUCUCAUGCUUUUGUUUUCAUUCCAGCUGAGAACCUCGAUACAUUAGGGUCCGUUCGUAAAUGCACAGCGUUUCGCUCUCAGGAUUGAUCUGAGCGUUCUGACCUCACAACGGCAGUCAAGCGCCCAAUCUAACUGGCUAAAGUUGACUAGUUUGCUAGCUACUUCUAGACACAAAUGAGAACACCUCACUGACCAUUUUACUUGCCCUAUCAGAGCUAGUUAGGCUGUUUUCAUGCUAUCAAUCGCGUUAGUGACUAUCUGACUAGCUGCUAGCAACAUUUGAUUUCCAUUUUUUUGCAAACAUUUAUUGGGACCUGUCAUAUUCAACGGUGUUGCGCGUUCGUAAAUUCAUGAGUUAUUCUGCACUCUGGCACACUCAAACGAGAGUGCUUUGAAAUCGGAGUAGAUAGACAAAAUUCAUUUACGAACUCACCCUAAAUCGACAUUAUUGAUUGGACGAUUAGGACCAAUGGGAGUAGAGAACGAGAUGUGACGAGUUGACUUUAGUGUUUCGUUCCUUUUUGUUGCGCGAACGGUGCUGAGGCAGGCAGUGAAGAAGGCGCGACCACACCACUUUGUAAGCAUUUGAAGGCAUAGCAACCUUCAGUACUCUGCUGAAAUGGCAUCCUCUGGAGAGAUCCUGAUCAAGGAGUUGGACAAGCGUGCUUCAGGUCAAGCAUUUGAGGUAAUCUUGGCCCCCGAUGCCAAGGGUGAAAUCCCCCUACCUCCCCCGAAGGAGAAGAAGGAGAUGUCCCUGGAGGAGAUUCAGAAGAAACUGGAGGCUGCAGAGGAGAGACGCAAGAGUCAUGAGGCAGAGGUGCUGAAGCACUUAGCUGAGAAGAGAGAGCACGAGAAGGAAGUUCUGAAGAAAGCCAUGGAAGAGAACAACAACUUCAGCAAGACGGCAGAGGAGAAGCUCAAUCAGAAGAUGGAAGCCAACAAAGAGAAUCGCACGGCACGAAUGGCAGCACUCAAUGAGAAAUUCAAGGAGAAGGAUAAGAAGCUUGAGGAGGUACGAAAGGCAAAGGAAACAAAACCAGAGGGGGAGAACUGAUUUUCUUUUGUAAUAUUUAAAAAAAAACUUGUGCAAAGAUAUCUUUUUGUUCUGUUCAAUGACAGUAUUAUAUUUGUCAUUGUUAUAGUUUUAUUCACCUUGUUAGGAUUAGUUAGGCUGUCCAUUGUUGCUUUUGUUGUGGAUGUGUAAGUAUUUCUUCCCCCACCUCCGGUAGAUUUGUGUAUUGCAGUUUAUGACCUUUGAAAUAAGCAGCGUUUUUACCUAUAAGGAAGCAUGCCACUGUUACGCAUUGGUCCUUAUCAUUGUGAUUUGCAUAAUGUAAGUAAAUCCUUGUACCUUGUAAAACUGCGUUUAUCUGAUCUUAAUAAAGUUGCAAUUGUUCUUUAAAACC
Salvelinus namaycush (lake trout) is the source of this 1518-nucleotide messenger RNA. RefSeq names its product stathmin-like. Gene Ontology annotation, cellular component: cytoplasm; neuron projection. Gene Ontology annotation, molecular function: tubulin binding. The transcript is spliced from 5 exons. Lineage: Eukaryota; Metazoa; Chordata; Actinopteri; Salmoniformes; Salmonidae. The record is from RefSeq and is a predicted model, not a curated record. Bases 732 to 1166 code for a protein of 144 amino acids. Gene Ontology annotation, biological process: microtubule depolymerization; regulation of microtubule polymerization or depolymerization; neuron projection development.